Messenger RNA from Scaptodrosophila lebanonensis, 2888 nucleotides. RefSeq names its product protein cueball (gene cue). The transcript has 4 exons. Bases 275 to 2176 code for a protein of 633 amino acids. The record is from RefSeq and is a predicted model, not a curated record. NCBI's taxonomy places the organism in Eukaryota, Metazoa, Arthropoda, Insecta, Diptera, Drosophilidae.
UAUUGGUGGUCCGGGCGUUCGUGUAUGUGGUCUAUUGGCUCGGUCGUGCUAUAAGAGCCUUAGCACGCAUUCACGUAAUAACAUUUGCUCAAGUUCAACUCAAUACUUCAAUAUAUUGCAAAUCAAAUCGUUAAGCCCGCCACAGUUAGCGAUACUCGUAUAAGCGUUGAUAAUCCAACAAAGGUCGGUGCUUGUGCAACAUAGGCGCGCGAGUAACGGGAUUGCUUUAAAUCAAUCCGCUUAUGAUAAUAAAUUGACAGGUUAUUGCUAUAAAAUGACAUUGUGUUCAUUAAAGCUGCUUCCAAUAACAUACCUGCUGCUCGUGAUAGCUGCCACAUGCCUUAUCCAGGUAGCCGGUGCAUCUUCAUGGGCUUUUGCCGUUACACUAAAGUCUAAGAUCGUAUUCUUCGAUGAGCACUGGAAUGAGUUAACAUCAGCGGCACAUAAGUUUACAACGAUGUCGGCCUUAGCCUUCGAUGAAUCGCAAGAGUUUCUCUACUUUAGUGAUCAGCUACACCAGAAUGAAAGCAUUUUCUCACUGAAGGUACCCACAAACAAGGAUCCUGACUUGAUCGAGAGUGUAGUCCAACGCUCUAAGAACGAAACAGUGCGAGGCAUUGCCUACGAUCCGCUCAAUCGAAACCUGUACUGGACAGAUUCACAGCGUCGCAAGAUAUUCUUUUUGACAAUUGAAGAUACGACAGCGGGCACGAAAGGUCAGAUGUCUCAGGAACCCCAAGUCCUUAUCGAUUUUGCAAACGAGAAUAGCACAUUAGACGGUUUGGCUGUGGACUUCUGUGGAAGAAAACUGUACUGGACCAAUUCGAACCACAAGAAUGCAACGGUGGAACGAAUUGGCUUGGACGGCACGUCACGCGAGGUAAUUGUUGGCUCUAAUCUCUUUAUGCCACAUGGCAUCUUUGUGGACCAAUUGUCGAAUCGUAUAUACUGGGUUGAUGAUCUCGAUGGACACUUCUUUGCCAUUGAAAGUGCUCAGUUGGACGGUAGCGACCGCAGGCUACUGUACAAGGGCAUAAAUAACAUGCCUUGGAACUUAGUUGUCACCAAGGAUGCGAUCUACUGGACAGACCUGCAACACAAUGCCGUUUGGACUUAUGAUCUUCAUGAAAGUGACGCAAACACCACUUUAAAUAAGCCCAGAAAGGUGCUAAGUUUCCCGGAGCAGGCGCAAGGUAUUGUUGCACGCCUUGGCUUCUAUCAGAACAUGCGAAAUGAUCCGGAUUGUGCCGGCGUGGUGCGUAAGGUAGAAGCACGACUGAAACAGCCAAUGGCAACACGCAGUCCCGUGGACAGGCAGGUGCUGCAACUACAGCAAGAACAUUGCCUUAACGGCGGCAGCUAUGUGGUGGACAAGGACAUCUGCAUCUGCGACAUAGGCUACAAAGGCGUACGCUGCGAGAGCAGUGAGUGCCACAAUUUCUGCGUUCACGGCACUUGUGAAAUUUCCGCAGCAGGCUUCGCUAAGUGCUAUUGCCAGAAGGGUUUCUACGGCGAGCGGUGUCAGUUGGAUAAAUGUUCAAGCUACUGCUUGAACGAAGGGGUCUGCAUAGUGGACAGCACCGGUGAUCCUAACUGCGAAUGUCGCGAUAACUUUGGGGGUCAACGUUGCGAGCAUAAUUCAACGGAGAUUUGUGCUCUAUUUUGCCGGAUACUCAAGUACGAACCGGAGACAAAUGUGCCCUUUGGCUGCCAUGAUAUCUGUGAGGAGUUGACGCUGCGAACUGAAAAUGGAAUCGACACUUAUGCCAUACCACGCUUCCAGCAAUUGGAACUUUGUCGGAGCCCCGACACUUGGAGAAGCUCUUUAAUAUUGUUGUUCGGGGGAGGUGUGGUAGCCUGUUUGGCCCUUAUUGCACUUAUUGUGCACGGCCUGCGCCGCAUUUACAAGCCAGCGCGACCCAGGAUUAAGAAGACCUUUGUGGUGCGAAAACAGGCACGCACAAAUUCCUCCAGCGACACGCCACUUACUAACCGUCCUCUAGCCACUGAGCAGUGCGAGAUCACGAUAGAGAACUGCUGUAACAUGAACAUAUGCGAAACGCCCUGCUUCGACCCAAAACUGGUUGAGCAAACCCUAUCCUCGCGGGAUAAUAAAGUGCGAGUAAAGGAGGAUAAAAAGAUACUGAUACACAACAUGGAGGAUGAUUUGUACUGAACGGUGCGGCGCCAGCGCCCCCAAUACUUGUGAUAGUCGAGGUGGUUGGCAUUCGAACUUUGAAAGUUGGUGCUUCUCCCUUUUGUAUCUGUUGCGGUGACGCGUGGUGCCACCCACGUUCAACAUCAAGCCACACGUUAUUAUAAGCACAUUUGCUACCUUUUCACCAAGGAUUUAUUGAAAUUUCACACAUGCAUAGACAAACAUAAACGCAUAGCUCGUCAUAUGCAGGUCAGAAUGAUAAGAUCGAUUGGAGCCCUUUCGUCUACAGCCGUACUUAAUUGAAGCAACCGUGUACUUAUGCAAUCCACGUACUCUUCAACUUGCUGUGGUCUCAUUAUUAACUUAUUACAACAAUGCGGUUCACCUUUGUCCCAACCACCUAGGGCGACAUUUUUAAUAGAUUUUAGUUAGAUUUUAUUGUUUACUCUAAAAUACGUACAGCUUAAAGCUGUGAGUAAUCGGUUGAUGGAAAAUCGUAGUUACAACAAAAUCGCAAAUUCAAUGAACUAACUGAAUUGUUCAAAACAGAAACAAGCCUAAUGACUGACAUUAGCUUUAAUAUAAAUACAAAUUUUAACUGUUAGGCACUCAAAAGCUGAAAAACAAUGGAUCACGAGGUGCACAAACGAAACUACAUGGGAUUCCCAGUCCAUGUACCAUAUAUAUACCUGUUGUAAAUAAAUUAGCAACAAGCCUUAAUGUAAAUCUA